GAUCAUAUCUGUGAAGAGGCAGUAUACGUGGAACAACCAACACACCGUCGCCGUGGCUCCGCCGGGUGGAUGCGAGUGUCCUUAGCGCUUGCAAGGGACGAUCCCAGGACAAGGGACUAUAGAAAAGUGAUGUAG
Molecule: messenger RNA, 135 nt
Organism: Acaulospora colombiana
Lineage: Eukaryota; Fungi; Glomeromycota; Glomeromycetes; Diversisporales; Acaulosporaceae
Source: the annotation of a GenBank genome assembly